This is a messenger RNA of Onychostoma macrolepis, 1282 nucleotides long. RefSeq lists its product as uncharacterized. The transcript is spliced from 5 exons. The coding region runs from base 97 to 702 and encodes 201 amino acids. The record is from RefSeq and is a predicted model, not a curated record. Lineage: Eukaryota; Metazoa; Chordata; Actinopteri; Cypriniformes; Cyprinidae.
AUUACAAUCAGAGGAAGAAUAGCACGAGUCUUCACAGAAUGCGGGCUGAGCACAGGAAACGAGAGCAUUUGUGCACAGACUGCCAGAAAGAAAAUCAUGAACAAACAAAGGGCUGUCCGUGAUUACGCUCUGCUUUGUCUUUUGGCGCUCAUCUUUCCCGGCUCCAGCAGAGUUUGGGUACUUCAGAACACCUCCCAGGAUCUCUAUCAAGUGGGGGAUACAGCAGUUAUACAGUGCAAAGUAGAUUCUGAUCAGGAGAAAGUUGGCAAGUGCACAUUCAAGUGGACUAUUCCAGACCCAAAAGAAGACGGCACAAGUGAUAUACUGUAUGCUGAGAAAUAUGAUCAGCGUGUCAGACUGCAAUCAUUUAAUGACACAAUCACAACACUGACUCUGAGAAACCUGUCCAUCAAUGACAAUGACAAUAUCAAAUGUACUGCGUUUUGCUAUGUGGACGAAACUUUUACUGCCAUACGUGGUGAAGGAACUUCUCUUCAAAUUUCAGACAAAAAACUUGGAUGGGAUAUGACAGAAAACACACAGACAGUGAGCACUGAAAUGAUAACAGCUGGAUCUGACGAAUCGCAGUCAUCUCUGUCGUGGAUCAACAUUCUGCUCAUCAGUAUAAAUAUCGUGGUGUUUCUUGUAAUCACUUUCAUCUGUAUUUCUCUAGUAAAAUUCAAAACGAAAUGGAUGGACUAAUUUUGCAAGCCUCUGAUGCUUAGCAUUACAUAAUAGUGUACUUAAUGUUAAUGUUGUCUUGUGGCUUUGAACACACACACACACACACACACAAUAUAUGUAUGCAUGUGCAGAGCAUUGAACCACUUCCUUUUUCAAAUAAAGGCCUGUGACAGACAAAAAAGGAGUGUAUUUUUUUUGUAAGCCAUUAUGUAAUAUUCUGUAAAUCUGACUGCUUUAUUUUUGUAUAUAAUAUAAAAUCAUAUCAUAAGCAGCAUAUACAAAUGUGGAUAAAUCCACUUUUUCACUAGACUUGUUUGUUGUCUGAGAAGCAAAAAACAAUCUUAAGAAAAAACACCAGCGUAGUUUUUGGAGUAAACUCCUGUGUUUAGCACUUGUGUCAAGGAAUAUUUUAAAAGAAACUCAAUCUGAUUUUGCCCCCUUUGUAUAGAUUUAUGUCCAAACCAUAUGCAAACUGAGUAACUGAUGUGUAACUCUUGUUUUCUUAGUGUGUGAUACGGAGUUCAUGGGUUUAAGUUGAAUUGCUAAAAUACAAUUUCAAAUUAAAUUGUUUAAAUGUGAAGAAAGCUCUACUCAGUGU